ACUGGGUUUCAGUAUCUUGAGUAUUUCAUAUUUAUUAUAUAGUAUCAAAUCAGAACAUUGCAGUUGCUUAUUCUGUCCCACAACUUAUUUACAUUAUGAACUGUUUUGCAGCAGCUGUCUGUAUUUGUGUUCAUACAAGUAAAAAUAAGUCAAGUCAUCUUCAUUUAGAGCUUUUCACAAUACAGAUUGUUUCAAAGCAGCUUCACAGUGACAAUAGGAAAAAUAUUUGACAGAGACUGUUUUGGAUUUACAGCAGUGCUAAAAAAGGGCUUGUUUAGUUUUGAAAUAUGCAGCUCUGUAAGGAAUAUACAGUACAGUAAGUGCACUGCAGAGCUUAGAAACAAAGUAAUUGUGGUUUGAACGUGGUCAACAAUGAAGGUGUUUAUUUCUGUUUCUCACAGGCCUUGACACAAGAUGGUUAUGAGUAUGAAACACACACUAACACGCCCACGCUGAGGUGCUCAGGCUUCACUGCCAAACGAGGAACUGCAUCUCCAGUUGUUUAGAGACAGGUUUCUCAGAGAGGUGUGGAACUGGAUUAUGGACACAGAGUUGGAUGUUCAGACUUGUGGAGAGUUAUUAUCUUAGUAAUCUGUGAACGGUUGAAGAAAAUGUCUCUCAAAUUUGUUUUUUUCUGUUUGUGUCUGUGGCACCUGCUUGGUGUGUCUGCUGUUAAGAUGGAUGAGAUGAAGUCAGCAGAAGUGAUGGAGGGAGAUUCGGUCACUCUACACACGGAUGUUACUGAAAUACGGAGCAACGAUCUGAUUCUCUGGACUUUUGGACCUAAAGACACGCACUUAGCUAAAAUCAGCAGAGCACAUCAUGAGAUCUUUCAUGACAGUGUUGAUGGGAGAUUCAGAGACAGACUGCAUCUGGACAGUCAGACUGCAUCUCUGACCAUCUCAAACACCAGCACAGAACACUCUGGACCGUAUAAAAUAGAAAUCGUCUCUGAAAACAGGGUCUCAAGCAAGACUUUCAGUGUCACUGUAUAUGCUUCUCUCUCCAUUCCUGUCAUCACCAGCUACUCUCCAUCAUCUGAAAGACCGUCAAGCUCCAAAUGUGUGCUGCUGUGUUCAGUGGUGAAUGUGACACAGGUGACUCUCUCCUGGUACAAAGAAAACAGUUUGCUCUCCUCCAUCAGCAUCCCAGAGCUCAACACCACCAUCUCUUUACAUCUGGAGGUGGAAUAUCAGGAUAACAACACCUACAGCUGUGUGAUCAACAAUCCCAUCAGUGACCAGGCUCAACAUCUCAACAUUUCUGAUUUCUGUCAGCCACAGAAAAGUUCUUGUAUUCACCGUGUCCACAGUUUUACUGAAGAUGUGAUCCGAUUGGUCAUCUCUGUCCUGGUGGGUGUGGCUACUGUUACUGUACUGAUUUAUGACAUCAAAUCCAGAAGAGUGUGACAGGACAGGAGAGCAAAUACAUCACAAAAGCUCCUCUGAUUAGUCCUAUUCUUCUUCUUACAGUUGUUUUUAUGUAAUUAUAGCUUAUAAUGGUUCCCAUGUUUUAUUGAAUUUGUAUAGUUUACUGUAUUACAUAACAUUGCAUUAGGUCAAAUAAAAAAAAAAUGUUUUAUAUAUGUUCUUUUUAAAUAUGUUUAAGUUAUCACAGAGCUGAUUUGCACAUAAGUUGUUCAUAAAUGUGUAACUUACUGAUUUGUCCUUGCAGAACAGUAGCUACCUGAAUAUAGAUUUUUGUUGUCUUUACUGUAUUAUUACAUUUAUUUUUAUUAAAAUAUAAACAGAGCCGAAUAUUGCUACAUUGUGUAGUUCAGUGGUAAUAAAUCUAAUGCUAGCUUUGGCGAGUUAUAAUUCAAUUGAAUGUAUUCCGUAAUAUAUAAUAUCUGUCAAUAAAUUUCUUCAUUAAAAAAAAAUUAUAUUAAUUAUAUUGUGUUGCAUUCAUUAUACGUGAUUAACUGAGUGAUGAUUGAGCAUUAGUGAUGAACACCUGCUGUUAACAAGCAUAAUGGAAAGAGAAACAACAAGAACAGAAAAAAAAGAGAAACACAAGAAUUACAACUGACUCACAGCCAUAUCCAUAGAUGAAAAUCAACUGAAGAUAAUAGAAUACAAGUCUCUCAAGAUCUCAGCAGAGGAGGAUUAAACAACUCGACAAACAGCAUUAACAGCUUUAUUACUAACCAGUUUAACUUUAUUUUAUUGUCUUUGCUCUUGGCUGGCAAGUGGCAUUGUGACAAUAAAUAAGCAAACAGUGAUUUAUUUAAUGAUAAUGUUUUUAAGUUUUAUGAUAUGUUUUGGGGAAAUUAUGCAUCCAGUGUUGCCAGCUCAUUUUCCUGUGAAGUUGCUAUAGGGACAUUAAUUUGUUGCUAAAAACUGCAAAAUGAUGUUGUAAAACUUUUUCUAAUCAACAAUUGUACUCUGAACUGAAUGUGUUUAAAUGAUUUGAUUUAAUUAGCUGCAUCACAUGAGUACUUGUCUGUAUGUAGAUAAGUACUGUGAUGGAAUUUUUGAACUAAUUAAUAAUGAACUAACAUUUCUUUUCUUCUACAGGCCUAAUAAUAAUAAUCUAACUUUGAAAUAGAGAAAUAGUCACUAGGACUGAGUGUUGUGAUUCAGAAAAAAUUCUGCUGUGAUGGCUAGACAGCAUCCUUUUGAGGAUAAAAAAUAGUCUUUGAGGAAUUGUUCUAACCUAUUGAGUAAUCUGAACUAUUAACCCUGAGACAUUUUUUUAUGAUCUUGUGAUUCAGUUGUUCUAAUCUAAAUUUAUGCGGGACGGAGGAACUGAGAUGUUUUCCUUAAAUCUGAACCAAUUGUAUUAAGACUGAUGAUAAUGAGUAAUAGAUCAUGCCAUACUGACUGAAAGUGUACCUGAAAUCCUAUAAAACCUGCUGUAUUCCUUUGUUCGGAGAGAGAUUCUCUGGAAUGAUGAGAACUCUCCCGGCCGUGAUUAAAGCAUAUUCUGAGGCAUAGACUGGAGUCUGUCUGGUUUUUAGGCUGCAGCAAACCUCAGCACUAGAGAUCUUUUUCUAUACUAUAGUGAUAGUGUUUAGUGGAGGUGAGGAGCACUAAAGAGCUUAGUAUCAGGUGAUAGUGCCCCAAAAUAGGCCGAGACGUCGGCCGACUCGAACAGGUAUUAAAAGGACGCUCAGUAGACUAUAAAUUUAUAGGUUUAUGGGUGUUUGGGACACCCGGGUUUAACUAAGUCAGGUGCGUAGGAAAAAUAUACCACAGUUUUGGCGAGCUUCCAGGAGCCCAAGGGAUCCUCCCUCCGUCCGUCGGUGGGGGUCAGAUAGUUUUAAAUUUGAGUAAGAGGAACUUGAUUAUUAUUUUUCCUAUUUCUGCAUUCUGCCAACUUUCAAUUUGAAGAAAAGACCCCGAGACCCCGAUCGACGGAGGGAUCCAUCCGAGACGGGCUGAAAGGACUUAAGGUUUGAGGUUAAAGCUGCUCUGCCAGUUCCAGGUGUUGGACCCCAGCACUCUUACGAGCCAGGACAGUGGGUCUGGAUCAGAGAUCUCAGGCGAAAGGCGUGGAACAACCCAAGGUGGCUAGGGCCAUACGAGAUCAUUCUAACAACAAACACCGCAAUCAAGGUCGCUGAACGUGACACCUGGGUUCACAUGUCACAUUGUAAGCCCCACCAACACGCAGAUUCAAGCCAAAAGUAGAGGGAAUCAGGGCGUACUAGUGACGAUCCCUCCUCUGCCAACGAAGGAAAGACCUUGCUACGGCUCGCAAAGAGUCAUCAAGGUGAAGAUGGAACGCUUCAGACGUCUGUGGGGCCAACGGGAUGAUCAGCGCACAUGGGAGCGGCUCUGGGCCGACAAAUUGUUUAAGUGUAGCAUAUGUGUUAUUGCAUUCAUAAGUGUGGUGAUUUUGGUUGUGCUUUUGCUUCUCUUUGAAUUUUCUACAGGGAGUGUUGCAAGUAGAGGGAAAAGGGAGGUGAUGUCAGUUCCUGUUCAUCAUGACCACUCAUCCAAUGUGAACCAGCACCAUUUUGGGUUGAAUAUGUUUUGGAAAUAUGCUAAUUACACAGCCAAACAGCAUGCACCUAACAAAAAUUGCUAUGUUUGUGCACAGGCCUCCUUCUCUGCCGCAUACCCAUAUCCAUUGUCUCCAGAGCCGGUAGAAGAUCAUGAAUUAAGGUGUAUUAUGAUUCGUAUAGCUGGACCGGGAUCGGAGUGUUCUCAAAAGAUUUUCCGAAGGGGAGAGCCCCUUGAGUGUGGGAAUGUAACCUCUGCUUCGCCAAUCCUCUCACUUAGCAGUGGAGGAAAGAAAAAGAUUUGGCCUAACCCUGGACAAAAAUUUAAAGAAUGCUACCAAUCUCGAAAGGGGGUUAAUUUUAUGGGGAUUCUUGAGGGGUGUAAGGUAAUCCAUAAUGUAAAUUGCGACAGUCCCACUGGGAUGAGUGAUCAUAUAGCGGGAGGGGCUUUCCUUCUGUAUGAUUAUUACUGGUUAUGUGGCCAUACUGCUUACCCAAGUCUGCCUGUGUCAUGGAGAGGUGUCUGUGCUUUAGUUAAGCUCAGAGCACGAAUUAGAAUUGGAUAUGUGAGUAAGAAAAGAAGGCAGAAGCGGAAUUUGGGUAAGAAGGAUGGCGAUACCUGGUGGAGACAUGAUAUUUCUGAUAUUCCGACUGAACACAGGGUGAUUGCCAAGACGGCUCAAUUUUGGAAGGCCUUUUUGAUUCACAAUGCUGUAACUGACUCCAUGAAUUGGAUUAACAGAAUUCAUUAUGAACUAUUCCGAUUUGCAAAUGACACUCAAUUGGCUUUGACAUUUUUGAAAACUGAAGUAGGAGCUCUGAGACAAAUGACUCUAGAAAAUAGGAUGGCUCUGGAUGCGAUCCUAGCAGAGGAGGGGGGAGUUUGUGUGAAAAUUGGUAAGGAAUGUUGUACUUUUGUUCCAGCUUAUGAUGCUGAUGAUGGUAGCAUUUCAAAGGUGCUGACUGACAUGACAAAGGUUCGGGAUGAUUUGUGGCAAGAUGAACAGGCCAAGAAUAAGGGGAUAGGAUGGAGUUUAGAUUGGAUCUCUGAUGCCUUCCGCAAUGCUUUUGGCAAUAUCUUCGGACCCAUACUAAAGUUUUUGGCAAUGAUAUUCGCAACCUUGCUUGUUGCAAUGAUGAUAAUUGGGUGUUUGAUGAAGUGCAUUCGAGUUGUGUUGGGAAGAUUUGUCCAAAGCAUUGUGGAAGCAAGGGAAGAAAGAGAGUAUGUGGAGUUGUUGCCAUCUAACAGGAAGGAAUACCAAAAUCUGCAGGAUAAUAAUGUGCAUCGAUUUUAAUCAAAUUUGAUCAUUUUUGAUUGAAGUAAAAUAUGAUCAAGAGAGGGGAAUGUGAUGGAAUUUUUGAACUAAUUAAUAAUGAACUAACAUUUCUUUUCUUCUACAGGCCUAAUAAUAAUAAUCUAACUUUGAAAUAGAGAAAUAGUCACUAGGACUCUAAUUCUGCUGUGCUGGCUAGACAGCAUCCUUUUGAGGAUAAAAAAUAGUCUUUGAGGAAUUGUUCUAACCUAUUGAGUAAUCUGAACUAUUAACCCUGAGACAUUUUUUGAUGAUCUUGUGAUUCAGUUGUUCUAAAUCUAAAUUUAUGCGGGACGGAGGAACUGAGAUGUUUUCCUUAAAUCUGAACCAAUUGUAUUGAGACUGAUGAUAAUGAGUAAUAGAUCAUGCCAUACUGACAGCGAAGUGUACCUGAAAUCCUAUAAAACCUGCUGUAUUCCUUUGUUCGGAGAGAGAUUCUCUGGAAUGAUGAGAACUCUCCCGGCCGUGAUUAAAGCAUAUUCUGAGGCAUA
Messenger RNA from Megalobrama amblycephala (Wuchang bream), 5750 nucleotides. RefSeq names its product CD48 antigen-like. Gene Ontology annotation, biological process: proteolysis. The transcript is spliced from 5 exons. Gene Ontology annotation, molecular function: aspartic-type endopeptidase activity. The record is from RefSeq and is a predicted model, not a curated record. NCBI's taxonomy places the organism in Eukaryota, Metazoa, Chordata, Actinopteri, Cypriniformes, Xenocyprididae. Bases 612 to 1409 code for a protein of 265 amino acids.